This is a messenger RNA of Cydia amplana, 1146 nucleotides long. Its product is annotated as alpha-(1,3)-fucosyltransferase C-like. Lineage: Eukaryota; Metazoa; Arthropoda; Insecta; Lepidoptera; Tortricidae. The record is from RefSeq and is a predicted model, not a curated record. The transcript has 2 exons. Gene Ontology annotation, cellular component: membrane. The coding region runs from base 1 to 1146 and encodes 381 amino acids. Gene Ontology annotation, molecular function: fucosyltransferase activity.
AUGCUACCGUUCAAAACACUUGUAGUUAUCUACAUUUGGGUAACCAUCAAACCAUCAACGGUGACGGCUAAUUUAACCAAGUUCAUACUAGUCUGGACGAAUGAUAAAGAGUACGACCAUAAUAAAAAAAACAAUUCAAGACGUGAAGACGGACAAAUGAUGUUUACUGAAAGUAAUUGUCCAGUUCGGAAUUGCUACAUUACAGAUGAUAAAAAUUUAUUUGGCAAAGGUAAUGAAGAGAGAUUUGACGCUAUACUAUUCAACGGACGCAACAUUGAUAUGUUCAAAGAUGCAAAUGAUCUCCCUAAAAGAAUAUCAAAUUUCCCGAAAGCAAAAUACAUUUUUGUAUUCGCCGAACCUUUUUGUGACAACACAGUAAAAGAUUGCAAUGAGACAAUACCAGUUUGCAAUGAUAUAUUUGAUGACUUUUUUAAUUUGACAGCGACUUAUAAGGCAGGUUCUGACAUAAUGUUUUCAACUUACGAGAACAGUCUUAGACAAAAAUUGUUUAUAGCUUGCAAAGAUAACAUUGGACGCGAACACUUGCCGGACUUAAGUCAAAAGAAAAAAGCUGUCGUUUGGUUUGUAUCAAAUUGCACUGACAAGGAUAAACAAUUUGAUUACGUCACAAGUUUGGAAAAAUCCCUUUCAGUAUACGGACAAACUUUGGACAUUUAUGGUUGCGGAGACAAUUCUUCUUCGCCAAAAGAAAACAGUACCGAAAAUGAUUUGCUGAGAGAUGAAUACUUUUUCUAUUUAGAUUUUGAGCCGUUUGAUAACGUACUAAAUCAAUGUCCACUCGCACAGAACAGCGUUCCGAUUGUGUACGGUCUGGAAAAUUAUUCCAGAUUCAUGCCGCUGGGAACCUACAUCAACGCUGAAAAAUACAUGCCCGAAACUCUUGCCACUUUAAUAGCAUACCAUGUCAACAACCCCGACAAAUAUAGCGAUUUCUAUACCAACAGAGAUUACGAAGCCCUGUACAUCCCACCUAACGCGCGAGCGUACCAUUGUCAGCUGUGUGCAGCCAUUAAUAACGAGGACAUAAUGGCGACUGAAAAGAUCUAUCAAUUAUUUAGGUUGUGGUGGAAUCCUGAUUAUCAAAAAUUGUGUCAGGAUAAAUACAAAAUAAUUACAGACAAAUAA